AUGGUUAAGGGAAAAUUAACAUCUUGGGAGGAUAAAUUUUCUUUAGUUCAAUUUGCAUAUAAUAGAGUCAUUCAUAGUACUAUUGGCAUGUCUCCAUUUGAGGCUGUUUAUGGUUUUAACCCACUAACCCCUCUAGAUCUCACCCCUUUGUUUCAAGAUGUUGUUUUGAGUUUAGAUGGAAACAAAAGGGCCGAGUCCAUGAAGAAGUUGCAUGAGAAGGUUUGGGUACAUUUUCGCAAGGAAAGGUUUCCCAACAAAAGGAAUACCAAGUUGAUUCCUAGAGAAGAUGGUCCAUUUGAGGUUCUUGAGCUACUCAAUGACAAUUCAUACAAGAUUGACCUUCCUCCGGAAUAUCAAGUUCAUAACACCUUAAACGCGUGUGAUCUCUCACCUAUGGACGUGGAUGAUGGUGACCCCUUAAAUUUAAGGACAAAUUCUUUUCAAGAGGGGGAGAAUGAUACAAUCCAAGUUGCAUCAAGGCCCUUCACAAGGAUCCAAGCUCGUGAGCUUCAAGCAUUGCGAAGGUUGUUCAUGAAGAGGGACACACUUGAGUACACUCUUGAGCCUUCCCGGGGAUUCCAAGUGUUGAUGAUUGCAUGGGAGGACGGAAUGGAGAAGAGUGAAGAAUAUGGCUAUGCAUACAAAGAGGCUAAUACUUAA
Messenger RNA from Lycium ferocissimum, 660 nucleotides. RefSeq lists its product as uncharacterized. The coding region runs from base 1 to 660 and encodes 219 amino acids. Gene Ontology annotation, molecular function: nucleic acid binding. The record is from RefSeq and is a predicted model, not a curated record. NCBI's taxonomy places the organism in Eukaryota, Viridiplantae, Streptophyta, Magnoliopsida, Solanales, Solanaceae. The transcript is spliced from 2 exons.